This is a messenger RNA of Doryrhamphus excisus (bluestripe pipefish), 3120 nucleotides long. Its product is annotated as gamma-adducin. Gene Ontology annotation, molecular function: actin filament binding. Gene Ontology annotation, cellular component: plasma membrane; cytoskeleton; postsynaptic density. The record is from RefSeq and is a predicted model, not a curated record. NCBI's taxonomy places the organism in Eukaryota, Metazoa, Chordata, Actinopteri, Syngnathiformes, Syngnathidae. Gene Ontology annotation, biological process: barbed-end actin filament capping.
AACAGCAUCUGGGGAGCCUGGAAUGGCUUUUCAGACUGGCAGCCAUUUUUAUUUCGUCCCGCUUCGCAGUUAGGAGGCCUCGUGGGUGGAUGCGGGAGGUCACGUGAUCACUUUCCUUUUUUUUUUCUUUUUUUUCCCUCCUUCCCACAGAAACACACCCACGUCCUCCUGCAGCCUCUUUCCGCUACGCUCGCCUCCUUCUGGAUGCCGUUGUCUGCACAAUGUUUCCACAGCGGGGAUAAUAUUCACCUGGUUUACUUUUAAACACUUUUCUGGAGCAUAUUUUUGCAGGUGGUGAGAAAUAGUUCCACCUCCGCGCCGUCUGGAUAACUCUUAAGAUUUAAAGGGACGCGUAGGAGGCGGUGGUUGGCAAAAAAAAACAAAAAAAACCCGGCCGGAUCAUGAGUCUGGUGGAGGUGAGGCAGUUAGCGGGGUCCUUGACCCUGUCCCUGUCCAGCAACGACUCCAAGGAACGCUGCUUUGAGAGCGACCCGGAUAGCCUCCGGAGCCGUACCAUGUCUCCGGACCUGAGGCAGGAUUUUAACAUGAUGGAGCAGAAGAAGAGGGUCACUCACAUCCUGCAGAGUCCAGUGUUCAAAGAUGAACUGGAAGGCCUGAUUCAGGAUCAGCUGACAAAGGGCAACACCCCCACGGGUCUCCUGGCGCUGAGACAAAUAGCCGACCUGGUCAUGGCCAGCACCGUGGGAGGGGCCGGGCCCCUGACGUCACCCAUCAGCUUGGGAAUGGUAUCGCCAAUUAACGACUUGUAUGCGGUGGAGUCGCCGUCCUUCGCCAAAGGAGAGAAGCUGAGCCGCUGCAGGCUGGCCAGUCUCUACAGGCUGGUGGACCUUUUCAGCUGGGCCCGUUUCACAAGCUCCUACAUCACCGUGCGUGUCAAUAAAGAGCAGGACCAUGUUCUUAUCAGUCCCAGAGGUCUUUCUUUUGCUGAGGUGACUGCAGCAACUUUGGUCAAAGUGAACAUGAUUGGCGAUGUUGUGGACCAAGGCUCUACCGACCUGGGCAUCGACCGCUUUGGAUUCGCUCCCCACGCCGCCAUCUACGCCAUGCGACCUGACUUGAGAUGUAUCGUCCACGUCCACACGCCCGCUACAGCUGCCGUGUCCUCCAUGAAGUGUGGAAUACUGCCCAUUUCCCAGGAGGCCUUGCUUCUUGGAGACGUGAGCUGCUUCGGUUACCAUGGCAGCCUGGAUGAUAGAGAGGAGAAGGUGCAGUUUCAGAAAGCCCUGGGCCCUACUGCCAAGGUCAUGGUCUUGAGGAACCACGGGCUGCUCGCUCUGGGGGAAACCGUAGAAGAAGCCUUCCACUACAUGUACCACUCCCAGCAAGCCUGCGAAAUCCAGGUGCAGGCGUUGGCGUGCUCGGGUGGCGUGGACAACCUGGUGCUCCUGGACAGAGAGAGGUUCAAACCGCUGACGCAGGGCGUGGCUGCUGCAGGGGUGCUCAUGAGCAACGAAUUCAAGUGGAAAGUGGGAGAGGCCGAGUUCGAGUCCCUGAUGAGGAUGCUGGACAACCUCGGCUACAGAACGGGCCACUCCUACAGGAACCCCAUCAUCCGGGAAAAGCCCAGGUCCAAGAACGACGUGGAGAUCCCCGCCACGGUGUCCAUGGUGAUGCCGGAGGACGGCGAGUCGGGUCUGUGCAGCCCCUUCAAGUUCCUGGUGCAGAAGCAGCAGCGGGAGCGCACCAGAUGGCUCAACUCGCCCAACAGCUACCUGAAGGUGGACGUGCCGGAACGGUCGCCCAGCGGGGACGUCAGCCCCAGAACCAAAACCAUGUGGAUGAAGUCUUCAGAGCCGGGCAAGAGCGUGGGCACCCCCAUAAAGAUUGAAGACCCCAACCAAUUUGUCCCACUAAACACUGACCCCACAGAGGUUUUACACAAGAGGAACCGGAUGAAAGAGCAGCACAGAGGAGACCAGAUGACAGCAGGUCCCAAGUCCCAGUUACUAGCAGGCAUUGUGGUGGACACCAUACCGGGACCAGCUUUCAUCAUCGAGGAUGAGGAGCACACUCGCUCUCUUCCCCCGAAUCCUUUCAACCAUCUGACGGAGGCGGUGCUGGAGGAGUACAAGAACAUGGUGGAACGCAAGCAACAAGGCCAAGACGAAGACGAAGACGCCACCGACGCAGACGAGAUGACCACCUUUGAUGGCUCGACCAUCUCCCUCUCCCUUUCUCCCAUCAUGACGCCAACCAAGCAAGACUCCAUACCCAACGGGAAAGACCACUUGUCGGAUCUGGAGGAGGACCUGAGCGUGGAGGUUUCCAAGCUGAGCCUGAGCACUUCGGAAUCGCUGGAAAUCACCACCACCACCACCAAGGACCAGAAGACGGGGGAGGCGCAGACUCCGGAGAGCCAAACCAAGAAGAAGAAGAAGAACAAGUUCCGCACACCUUCCUUCCUGAAGAAGAGCAAGAAGGAGAAGAAAAAGAGCGAAGCGUGCGUGCAUUAACGCAAGGGUAAUGCCUUCUUUGACCUCUCCUUUGCCACCAGUGAGGGAUCCAAACUAGCCAACGGCAGCUGUGGAAGCGAACGCAAUGAAAGAUAUUAGUGGUUGUUUUGACCUGUGUUUUUAACGAGCGUUCAAGAGAAACUUCUGAAGCUCAGUUUUUGUAUCUAUAUCUAUUCCUUUUUGCACAACCUCCUCCUAUGAAUGUAUCCUAAACCAGCACGCCCGUCGUGUAACAAUGGCUACCAAUUACACAGCCUUAGACGGAGGAAAAAAAAACAAAAACAUUCCAGAUGAUUUGACUAUGGUGUGAUAGCAUUAGACGAGUGUGUGCUCCAGCUAACUAAUCUUCUACUAAUCAUGCCGUGAUUAUAAAGUCAUCAUAAGCUGCUGCUUGUGUCGUUGCUGCCAUCUUAGAGACUAACCCACGAGUCAUGUGACCUAUAAUGUGAACACCCCCAGGGAGUGACCCCGUGUAAAUAGUUGGAUGUUAUUUUGGUAUAAUGUGAGCGUACAAUCUUAAUAACUUCUUUGAACACCUCCAUGUUUUUAUAUGUUUGUGUGCUUCUGUUUUUACCUUUUAAUGGCAAUAUAUGAGAUGUUUCAAGGCAAUAGCACCUCCACUAUGAAAUAAAGCCUUGUAGAAGUA